Molecule: messenger RNA, 2373 nt
Organism: Neofelis nebulosa (Clouded leopard)
Lineage: Eukaryota; Metazoa; Chordata; Mammalia; Carnivora; Felidae
Product: fatty-acid amide hydrolase 1-like
Exons: 17
Coding region: 1-2373 (790 amino acids)
Biological process (GO): fatty acid catabolic process
Molecular function (GO): fatty acid amide hydrolase activity; amidase activity
Source: RefSeq, a predicted model, not a curated record
AUGACCAGUCCUGUGUGUGGUCAAGGCUGGGUGCCAGAUCUCCUGACACUCAUGCUGGAUCUUGCCCUUUCCCAGGAGUGCACUGGAGUGGAUCAGUCAUUGACCUCUGUCCUCCCAUCUCCACAGGAGCCAUCCCUGGACCCCAAGCCCAUCCUGGAGCUGCCCCUGGAGACACUGGUCCAGAAGCUGCAGGAUGAAGAACUCAGUGUGGAGAGCGUCCUGUGUAGCUACUUAGAGGAGGCACUGAAGGUACACCAGGAGGUGAAUUGCCUGACGGAUUUCCUGGGUGAGUGUGAGGAGCAACUACAGGCACUGAAGAAGCUUAAGAAGACUGAGAGAGGCCUUCUUUAUGGGGUCCCUGUCAGCCUCAAGGACCCCUAUGACUGCAAGGGCCAUGAUUCUACAUGUGGUCUGACCCAGUUCCUGGAGAAGCCAGCGGCCAAGGACGGGGUCAUUGUGCAAGUGCUCAAGGCUCAAGGAGCUAUUCCCUUUGUUAAGACCAACAUCCCCCAGACAAUGUACAGUUUUGAUUGCAGCAACCCCAUCUAUGGACAGACUCUGAACCCUCUGAACUUAAAGAAGACACCAGGGGGCUCCUCAGGGGGUGAGGGAGCCCUGCUGGCAAAAGGAGGUUCCAUCCUGGGCAUGGGUACUGACACUGCUGGCAGCAUCCGCGUACCAGCCAGCUUUUGUGGUAUCUGUGGCCUCAGGACCACAGGAUACCGCCUCAGCUUCUCUGGAGUUUCCAGUGCUGUCAAAGGCAAGAAAUCAGUGACUAUAGUGGCUGGCCCCAUGGCCCGGGAUGUGGAGAGCCUGGCCCUGUGUCUGCGAGCCCUGCUAAGUGAAGACAUGCACCGACUGGACCCUACUGUGCCUUUUAUGCCCUUCAGGGAGGAGGUAUACUCCAGUAACCAGCGCCUUCGAAUUGGCUUCUGUGAAACAGAUGGCUUCACCCAGCCAUCUCCUAGCAUGGCCAGGGCUGUGAGGCUCACCUCCAGGCUGCUCCAGGAUGCGGGACAUCAGGUCAUCCCCUUCUCCAUCCCCCAUAUAAAGUAUGCUGUCAAACACCUGUUCGAGGGGGGUCUGUUUGCUGAUGGAGGGGCCACCCUUCUGGAGAAGCUUGAGGGGGACAUUGUGGACCCCUGCAUAAAGGGAAUGAUCAACUGGCUCCGCCUGCCAGACCUACUCAAGUGUUUCUUGGCCUGGAUCCUGAAGUACACAGUGAGUAUGGGACCAAGGUGGGGAGGGAUUCAGGAGGGGAGGAGCCCAGGGAGGAGAAGGACUCAGAGAGGAGGAUGGGGCCCAGAGAGGGGUCCCCCCAUGCUGACCUUUGGAAUUCUGAAUCUUCCUUAUUCCCCCAGGACUCCCAAGAAACUGUGGGAGCAGCACGCAGCAGUGCAGGAAUAUCAGCAAAAGUUCAUAGCCAAGUGGAGGUCCCUGGACCUGGACGUGCUGCUGAUGCCAGCUAUGGACCCCGCCUUCCAUAUAUGCUAUUCUGAGAUAGGAACAGAUAUUGCCUCCUACACGGGCCUGUACAACAUCCUGAACUUCCCUGCUGGUGUUGUGCCGGUCACCACUGUGACGCCGCAGGACGAGGAGGAACUGGCCUUCUACACGGGAUACUACGGAGAUAGUACCGACAAAAAUUUCCAGAGGGCGAUACAAGGAUCUGUGGGACUUCCUGUGGCUGUGCAGUGCAUUGCUCUUCCAUGGGAAGAGGAGCUGUGUCUCCGGUUCAUGAAAGAGGUGGAGACCCUGGCCAAGAGCCACAGUGGACCCAACGCUCCGGGGAAGCUGCAGUGCUUCCCGGCCUCCUCAUUCCUGCAGCCGCUGACUGUUGGCUACUCAUGGGUCAUGGUCAGCUUCUUCUCUGGGGAACAGCCUUCAGCUGCCUCACCCAAGGGAGUCAUUUAUCCGGAUCGACUAGCUCUCCUCAGUGCAAACAUUCGCAGGAGCAUUAACAAGCCUAAAACCCAAUUAGCCUUCAAUUACUCAGGCCUCAGCCAGAUUUUCUGUGAUGGGGACAGGGACCUCGCCAACACGGGCGGUGACCACGCGAUCCACACCAUCGGACUCGUCGUAUUGGUCACCAACAUCACUGACCAAUUUCGUGCUCCAGCUUCCCCGGCCCAAGGACGCGGCUGCGGGGUGGAAGGCGCCUGCCGGGCAGGGGCCUCGCCAGGCCCAGCCCGCCGACCCGCCGCGGGCCCCGCUCCUUCCCAGGCGCCCCCGCGCCGCCGGCGCUUUGAAGUCCCAAUCCGGCAAAUAGAGUCAAUCAAUUAUGAAGGGAACAAUCUGGCGGCCCCUCGGGGAGCGGCGGCCGAGCGAUCCCGGGGGAUUAGGCCGCAAAUCGCGCUGAGCCUCCCUAAGUGA